UUAAAAGGUAGCUAUCUUCCAGGGAGACGCAUUUGCAGGAGCAGGACCAUACGACAGUCAAGAGCUUUCACAAGAUCAAAUUGCUAUAACUUAUCACCUUCAGGUGACUGAGGAACAUAUACGCUUCGUUAUACUUGGAAUCAGUAAAGUGUCUACAUGGCCGUCAGAAGGGGACACAUCCGAUACCUAAAAGUGUGUGAAGUGCAGAGCUGUCAGGGAAACGACAGAGAUUCUCAGUCACACAUGAAAUCCCAGGAGGCGUAUGAUAAUGGCUAUGAGGACCAUAUGGGGGAGGAGCCCAAAGACGCCAAGACCAACCUGAUCGUGAACUACCUGCCGCAGAACAUGACUCAGGACGAGCUGCGUUCUCUGUUCAGCAGCAUCGGGGAGGUGGAGUCUGCCAAACUCAUUAGAGAUAAAGUGGCAGGUAAUCCUUAUCAGAGAAACCAGAGCCACAGUUUAGGGUACGGAUUUGUUAACUUUGUUAACCCUAGUGAUGCAGAAAGGGCAAUCAGUACACUCAAUGGGCUGAGACUACAGUCUAAAACUAUCAAGGUGUCGUACGCUCGGCCGAGCUCCGAGACCAUCAAGGACGCGAACCUGUACAUCAGCGGGCUGCCCAAGAACAUGACGCAGAAGGACGUGGAGGACAUGUUCAUGCGCUUCGGCCGCAUCAUCAACUCACGGGUUCUGGUGGACCAGGCCACAGGUAGUCUGUCUAGGGGCGUGGCCUUCAUCAGGUUCGAUAAGCGCAUGGAGGCAGAGGACGCUAUCAAGCACCUCAACGGCACCAAGCCGCCCGGAGCCGCCGAGCCAAUCACGGUCAAGUUCGCCGCCAACCCCAACCAGGCCCGCAACUCCCAGCUGCUCUCCCAGCUCUACCACAACCAAUCACGACGCUUCAACGGGCCCGUGCACCACCAGGCACAGCGCUUCAGGUUUUCCCCCAUGAGUGUGGACCACAUGGGCAGCGUGUCGGGGAUGAACGUGCCGGGCAACUCAGCGUCGGGCUGGUGCAUCUUCAUCUACAAUCUGGGCCAGGACGCGGACGAGGGCAUCCUGUGGCAGAUGUUCGGGCCCUUCGGCGCCGUCACCAACGUCAAGGUCAUCCGCGACUUCAACACUAACAAGUGCAAAGGCUUCGGGUUUGUUACCAUGACAAACUAUGAGGAGGCUGCCAUGGCAAUCGCAAGCCUCAAUGGCUAUCGCCUAGGGGACAAAGUCUUGCAAGUGUCUUUCAAAACAAGCAAGUCUCACAAGUAGACUGUUUUUGUACGCGGCGUGGAGGAGGAGGAGGAGGAGGAGGAGGAAGGUGCGUUUGUAAAGCCUGAUUGAAGAAACGUUUUUCUUUUUUAAAUAACUGUAUAAAUAGAAUUUCUACAUCUGUAAUGUGCAUCUUUGUCCUAGAGAGUAGGUGUAGAUAUUGUCUUAUUGGAUCUUGGAUUUAAAUGCAAAAUUUUUUUUUUUUUUGUUCCUUUUUUCUUCUCCAAGAUUCGCAAGAUAGACCAAUUUGUUUUCUCUUGCUCAUGCAGACGUAUGAGUUGUGGUGGUUUUGCAGAAUGUGCCAUAUGUGUGGAAAGGGAAUGAGGAGGCUGACCGGCGCAGUGCUGAGCAGCGCCCCCGCUGGCCACAAGUGGAAUAAUACAAGUGAAUGUUAGGAAGCCUUUAGAUUAGAGCAGGCCUCUCGACCUUCAGGCCUGUCAAAGGUCAAAGUUGGGACACUCCGUGGGUAAUCGAAGCAGGUGUUGCUUACGACUGACUCGGGGAUGUGAUGGGAUUUGGGUGGGGGGUGCGGUCCAGAAAUUUGAACAAAAUGGACAGUUGUAUACGAUGGACCAAAGGUAUAAGAAUCCCCUUUUUUUUCUUUUUUGUUUUCUUUGUUUCACCUUCCAAAAGUCAUUUUAAUACAAGAUGACGUUCUGAACAGUGGACAUGAACCUUAUUUUCCUUUCUUUUUCUUUUGUUUUUUUUGCCUUCAGAUGUAAGCAUGACCUGAAUUAUUUGACGUUUUAGACUGGGGGGUGUCUAUGCUUCUCUGAAGUUAUUGAAAUAAAGUACUUAGACUUGUCUUGCCACGAUGUUCUUUUGGUACACGGGAGGCAUUCACUCAGCUCCUGGAUUGCGAACGGAAUGAUGAAAGUGUGAAUGCUGUCAUUCAGUGAAAAAAACAUUGUUUUUGUGUCUUUUUUUCCCCCAAAUGUGUUGCUUCCAUUACAAACAUUAAACAUUUUGUUUUGAUGAAA
This is a messenger RNA of Sardina pilchardus (European sardine), 2243 nucleotides long. RefSeq names its product ELAV like RNA binding protein 1b (gene elavl1b). Gene Ontology annotation, molecular function: RNA binding. The transcript is spliced from 8 exons. NCBI's taxonomy places the organism in Eukaryota, Metazoa, Chordata, Actinopteri, Clupeiformes, Clupeidae. The record is from RefSeq and is a predicted model, not a curated record. Gene Ontology annotation, cellular component: ribonucleoprotein complex. The coding region runs from base 157 to 1263 and encodes 368 amino acids.